Molecule: messenger RNA, 1470 nt
Organism: Eucalyptus grandis
Lineage: Eukaryota; Viridiplantae; Streptophyta; Magnoliopsida; Myrtales; Myrtaceae
Product: probable carboxylesterase 2
Exons: 2
Coding region: 177-1169 (330 amino acids)
Molecular function (GO): hydrolase activity
Source: RefSeq, a predicted model, not a curated record
ACAUUUACCCGUGAGUGGCUAGCCUUUUCCCUAAGUUGUUAUUGCUCGUAGUUACCAGAAGUUCCUCAAUAAAUAGACCCACUUUGCUUUCCCUGUUCGAGCCAUCGCUGUUUCUUGUCUCUCAAUUCAUCAUCUUCACCUAUCUCUGAUCAAUAUCGUCGACCUCUCUCUCUCUCAUGGAUUCAUCCAAGGAGGUUUCGCUCGAGAUCUUCCCCUACAUCCGAGUCUUCAAAGACGGCAACUUUGAACGCCUCGCCGGCUUCGAGAUCAUGCCGCCUGGCCUUGACCCCAAGACCGGAGUCGAAUCCAAGGACAUUAUCAUCCUCCCUGACGCUGGCGUCUCUGCCCGGAUCUACCGCCCCUCCUCAGCAUCCACCACCACAAAACUCCCCCUCGUCCUCUACUUCCACGGCGGGGCCUUCAUCAUCUCGUCCAUUGCUGACCCCAAAUAUCACUCCAGCCUCAAUGCCCUUGUUGCCGAGUGCAACAUUGUCCUCGUCUCCGUUGACUAUCGCCGAGUCCCCGAGCACCCCCUCCCCGCGGCCUACGAUGACUCCUGGGCUGCUCUGCAGUGGAUCACUUCAGAGGAAGCCCGGGGCGAGCCGUGGCUCAGGGACCAUGCUGACUUCGACCGGCUCUUCCUCGCCGGUGACAGCGGUGGCGCCAACAUGUCGCACCACUUGGCCAUGCGACUCAGGGAUGACGUACUAGGCAAGCGGGUCAAGCUCUCGGGGAUCGGGAUGGUACAACCGUACUUCUGGGGCGAGAAGCCGAUCGGGGCAGAGGUGGCGGACCCUGGCCGGAAGGCGUGGGUGGACAGCUGGUGGCGGUUCGUGUGCGUGUCGGACAAGGGGUGCGAUGACCCGCUGAUCAACCCGUUCGCGGUCGGGGCUGCCGGAGUGGAAGGGCUGGCGUGCAAGAACGUGCUGGUGAUCGUGAGCGAGAAGGACAUCUUGCGGGACAGAGGGAGGGUGUACUACGAGAAGCUGGUGGAGAGCGGCGGGCCGGCCGCGGUAGAGUUCAUGGAGAUCGAGGGCGUGGAUCAUGUGUUCCAUAUCUUCGACCCGAGCUGCGAGGAGGCCAAGAGGCUGUUCAAACGCGUGGCCUCGUUCGUGAACAGUGAUGGUGAUGAUCGCAAGGAAGGAGAUCGUAAUGUCAAAGGUGCAUGAAACGGUUUGAGGGCGUUUUCAAAGUUUGUCUUUUACUUUUCCUCGUCGCUGAUGGAGUCUCUGGUCGUCGUCGAGAUGUCGUUUGUCGUGGUGAAAGAACGUGGCCGUCGAUACAUUCCUGGCCACGAGAGUCGUGGAUAGCUUUUGUCAAUUCCUGAUUAUUUUACUAUUAUUUUAUGGUUAUCGACGAUUCGACGUUGCUGAUCUUCUGACCCGACCAACCCGGGCCAGAGAAACGCGUGUCAUGUUCUGACUUUCCUUUUGAAGUUCUAGACUUUCGUUCAUUAAAAGUGAACUUCGU